GGAGGAGAAGGAUGACGCCACCUUCAGCUGACAGAUGUCACAUGACAGACAUUUUUGAUUUCAGAGACGGGCAAAGAGAAGUCGAAAACAAAUAAAUGUAUAUUUACGUUUACGAGCUAUACAAAAUGUUUGUUUUUUUUCCCAUAUCGAAAUCGCCUUGAUCAACAGGUGUUUACAUCAGCGCACCCAAGUAACUAGUCGUCUCAGGUUGUCAUCGAGCUAAAGACUGGAAGCCAACAUGAGUCCAGAAGGAAAGACCCUGCUCAACGUCAUUGUCCUGGGCUUGGGGUUUAUGGUUACGUUUACUGCCUUUGGCACCUGCGGGAAUAUUGAACAAACCGUAAUAAAGAGUUUCAACAGUACAGAGUUUCAUGGAAGUGGCUACACAAGCAUGGCUAUUAUCUACGCCGUAUUCUCCGCGUCUAACCUUAUAGCGCCUUCAGUGAUAGCUGUCAUUGGACCUCAGUUGUCUUUGUUUUUUAGUGGACUUGUUUACAGUGGUUAUAUUGCUGUUUUCAUUCAUCCGUACACCUCAUCAUUCUACACUUUAUCUGUGUUGCUUGGAAUCGCCGCUGCAGUGCUCUGGACAGCCCAAGGGAAUCUGCUCACCAUCAACUCCAAAGAUUCCACCAUUGGGAGAAACAGUGGAAUAUUUUGGGCAUUGAUGCAGUUUAGCUUAUUCUUUGGUAAUCUCUACAUAUUUUUUGCGUGGCAUGGCAAGAGUCACAUAACAGAUAAGGACCGUCAGACGGUUUUCAUCACACUCACUGUCAUCAGCCUGGUAGGCAACUUCCUUUUUUUCCUGAUCCAGCGACCAGACCCAGAACUGGCACCUUCUGAUGCUUCUGAGUCACCUCUACCAGCAGACAUCUCUGAUAGUAGCUCUAGUCUUUGCUCUCAAGCUUUAGAUGCAUUCAGUAAGUGUGAUGUAGAAGACUACCUGAACUGUAGUGUUGAGACAAUGUGGUUGCCUAUCUGUCCAGGUCUCGAGCUCACCUUUUACAGUGGGGUGUAUGGGACAUGUUUAGGGGCCAUGACUCAAUUUGGAGAGGAUGCCAAGGGUCUUAUCGGCCUCUCUGGAAUUUUGAUAGGUGUUGGUGAAAUACUUGGUGGGGGAGUAUUUGGGAUCCUGGAUAAGUGUAAUCGUUUCGGCAGAAACCCGGUGGUGUUUUUGGGCAUAUUCACACAUAUUGUGGCAUUCUACCUCAUCUUCCUCAACAUAGCCAGUGAUGCUCCAGUGGCCCCCGAGGAAGGCACACAAAUGCAAGCUUUUAUCCAGCCCAGUGUGACUGUGGCGCUGAUAUGCAGUUUCCUGCUGGGUCUGGGUGAUAGUUGUUUCAACACUCAGCUCAUCAGCAUCGUGGGCUUCUUGUUCCGGGAAGACAGUGCUUCAGCAUUCGCAGUCUUCAAAUUUGUUCAGUCCAUCACAGCUGCGGUGGCCUUCUUCUACAGCAACUAUCUUCUCCUGCACUGGCAGCUGCUCAUUAUGGUGCUGACGGGCUUCCUGGGCACCAUUACUUUCUUUGUGGUGGAGUGGGGCGUUAUCAACAGUCGACGGGACUCGGAUUAUGACAGUAUCUGAUAGGAAGAGUUAGAAGGACUGAAGUGCCAGAACUACAUCUCAUCUCCAGCCAUCAGCCUCAGUGAGCAGAUCUACAAGCCAUCUUCAGUGGCCAUUUUCCUCUAUGGUUUAACGCUUUGGUUUAGACCAUGCAUUCUCAUUUUCAAGCGAAUCGGCUGUGUAGAGUCUCUUCUUUACUUGCACUUAAAAUAUGUUUACUCCUCAGAUGGGAUCUGGGAUGAAGUGCUGUAAUGCAAUAAAAGUUUUGUUCAAAUUUUGAAGUUUUCACACGGCAUUAUACUGUGCAAUGCUAGAGUCUGGAUUAUCUUUCCAACAAUGCUUAUUUUCUAUACAUAUAAUUCACCCAAAAAUUAAACAUCUGUCAUGAUUUCCUCACCCUCAGGUUCAUAGGGUGUUGUUUUGUACAUGAACAUGAGGGGAGUUUUCUGAAGAAUUUUCAUGCAUCUUCAAUCUUCAUAGUGACCACAGAUGUCAAGCGCUGAAACAAACAUGAACAUGCCAUUAAAGUGGUCCAUACUACUUGUACACUAUAUUACAAGUUUUCUGAAGCCCUACAGUUGUUUUGUCUCAGGAACAUAUUGAAAUGUAAGCUGAUAAACUUCCCUCCCGUCAAAGCUCUAAAAUAGAAUUCACAUUCAAACAUGCCACUUAAACACUUUGCAUGAGGUUCAGCCAAACUCUAUUGGUCUUUGUAUGUGUCGUAAACGAAUGCAACUUACCCGUUUGAAUACGAGGAAUGAGCUUUGCGAGCUGGGGCCUUAAUUGACCUCAAUUUCAGUCUGAUCCUCAAAGAAAACUUUUAUAUGACAUCAGAUGUAGUGCAUUAGACAUAUUUAUUGGUCCAUUUAGUUAUUGUACUACUUAAACUCAGUUAUUGUGAAGAAGUCUUAGUGCAAAUGCAAUAAAUCACUUAAAUGUACACUACGCUGUGAGACUAUAGAUUAGAAAUAUGAUUUAAGACUAUUUUAUUGGUUCACAACUACAAAAUCAGUAUCAGCAUGAAACACUCAAUGCACAGUCAGUAGUUAAAUUAGAAUGUCUUGUUUAUUUUAAUUAUUUUGCCUUUCUUUUUUUUUUUUUAAAGAAACCAAUUUUGCCAAAGAUUGAACCACUCUUUGUAGAAAUUUGCUUUAUUGUUUUUUUUUUUAGGUUUGUCCUUAUUUGUGUGAAGUGAGCAAAUAUGUCAAUGAAACCGAUUGCUGGUGUAAUCAAUAGAAAACAGAGAAAGAAUGACUUGGGAAUCAUUUUUUUGUAAUUGCAAUUAUACUAAUAUCAAGCUGGGCUUAAGUGCAUUGAGAAAGGGUUCAGAAAGACUCUCUCUUAAUACAUUCACAAUACGUAUGUUACGAGCUGGGAGCUACAUGUACGUGAUUACGGUGUAAACGGUUCGGCUUUACUGGUUCAGAGCAAUCUAUAGGAUGAUGAGGGAAAAUGUGACAAGGAUAUCUGAUCGUAUACUUGAAUGUAUCGUACUGUAAAAAUGGAAAUUGCACCUGGAUAUUCUGUUUUCUUUUAUAAAUAUGUGUAUACAUGGGAUUAAAGUCCUUUUUGAGCCUU
This is a messenger RNA of Cyprinus carpio (common carp), 3139 nucleotides long. RefSeq names its product UNC93-like protein MFSD11. Bases 239 to 1582 code for a protein of 447 amino acids. Lineage: Eukaryota; Metazoa; Chordata; Actinopteri; Cypriniformes; Cyprinidae. The transcript is spliced from 13 exons. The record is from RefSeq and is a predicted model, not a curated record.